CGACUUCGUAUUAGUCUCCGCCAUAGUAGACGAGGAAACAAGCACAAGCUCUCUCUCUCUCUCUCGAGCUUUAACAUUACGAACAGUUCCUCUCUCUCUCCGACACCCACUUCGUCGGUUCGUCCCUCUCACAUUAAUCAACCAGAAGAAGAUAGAUCAUUGAUUCUCUCAUCAUUCCAGUAUCUCAAGCGACGGAGAGAGUCCCUUUCUUUUUUCCCUGCAAUGGAGGUGACGGCGAGGGCCCCCGGCAAGAUCAUCCUCUCCGGCGAACACGCGGUCGUCCACGGAUCCGCCGCCGUCGCCUCCUCCAUCGACCUCUGCACCUCCUGCACCCUCCGCUUCCCCUCCCAGACCGAGAAUGAUGGUAACCUUAAGCUCCAGCUCAAGGACUUGUCGUUGCAGUUCUCUUGGCCAAUUGAAAAGGUUAAAGAAGUCCUAGGGGAAUCAAAUAAUGUCGACUGUUCAAAGCCCAUUUCGCCCGGUUCACUCUCGUCAAAGUUGCAAGCUUUAGUUGAAGAACUGAAUAUUCCCGAGGCAAAAAUUGGACUUGCUUCCGGAGUAGAAGCUUUUCUCUGGCUUUACACCUGCAUUCAAGGAUUCAAACCUGCAACAGUGAUUUUUGCUUCUGAACUCCCAAUAGGCUCAGGCUUGGGAUCAUCUGCCGCAUAUUGUGUUGCUCUGUCAGGAGCAUUGCUUGCUUUGUCUAGCAGCGUAAAAGUAGAUGUAAGCCAGCAAGGCUGGCAGGGAUUUGAGGACGAUGAGCUCACGUUGCUGAACAACUGGGCUUUUGAAGGCGAAAAGAUAAUUCACGGAAGACCUUCAGGGAUUGACAAUACUGUCAGCACUUAUGGAAACAUGAUAAAGUUCAAGUCAGGGAAUUUGACCCGUAUCACAUCGAGCUUGCCUCUCAGAAUGCUUAUCACUAACACAAAAGUGGGGAGGAACACAAAGGCUUUAGUUGCUGGCGUUUCCGAGAGAGCCAAGAGGCAUCAUGAUGUCAUGACUUCUGUGUUCAGCGCUGUUGACUCUAUCAGCAAUGAACUUUCGGAAAUCAUCCAAUCACCUGCUCCCAAUGACCUUGCCGUGACGGAGUUUGAGGAAAAGGUUGGUGAGUUGAUGGAAAUGAAUCAAGGUUUACUCCAGUGCAUGGGGGUUAGUCAUGCCUCCAUUGAGACAGUUCUUCGGACAACUCUCAAGUACAAGCUGACUUCCAAAUUAACUGGAGCUGGGGGUGGAGGCUGCGUGCUCACAUUGCUGCCAACCCUGCUAUCAGCUAACGUUGUGGACAAAGUCAUAGCGGAGCUCGAGUCAUGCGGGUUCCAGUGCCUGAUCGCCGGGAUCGGCGGGAAAGGAGUCCAGGUUUGCUUCAAUAUUUCAUCAUGAUCCUGUUAACCCGGUAAAAGGAAGAGAUUACCAAUCCAAUUGUAAGUCUCCUGCUUCAUAUGGUUUGUAUGUUUAACUUAUUCAUAGAUCAAGUGUACUAUUGCAAUCGAAAAGAUACCUUCAGUCUGGCUGUAUCAAAGACAGAAGUUUAUCAUAAUGCACAUCAAUCUUGUGCAAUUGGUUCAACAACAUUAUCUGUUCGUCGCCUUUCAUUGGUUUGACUACGGUGAAUGUUAAAUCAUUGUGCCGGUUUGACUG
Messenger RNA from Punica granatum (pomegranate), 1641 nucleotides. The record is from RefSeq and is a predicted model, not a curated record. NCBI's taxonomy places the organism in Eukaryota, Viridiplantae, Streptophyta, Magnoliopsida, Myrtales, Lythraceae.